AUGUCGUCAGCACCUGAGUGGAUACUACACAAGUCGCUGUUGGUGGUCGGCCCGAAGCGGUCGACAGCCGGGAUCAAAGACUUAGUAGAGCUGCGGACGACCAUCACUACAACGCCCGAUCUAGCUUUCCUCGCCGAGACUAUCAAGUCUCUGGAGGACCUAUGGCCGGCUAUCGCUGAGACCAUAUAUACCGAUGCCGAGCUUGAUGCUAUAGAUGGCAGGCAAAUUCUCGGCAAUCUAUGGCGAUUUUUCGAACAAGGAGACACCUCGGCCAUCACAGGCACAGGGCCCUGCCACAACAAUGUUCUACUGGACGUGCUCACGAUUCUUUUCCAUGUGGUUGACUUCUGGCGUCUGGCAACAACAGAGAUAGCGACGCCAUUGUUUGCUUGCUCUUCUCGCAAGCCGACCAGCGAGCUACAUGACAUUCAGGGGUUCUGUCUCGGAUUUCUGACCGCAGCGGCGGUCUCUAGCUCAACGUCCAAGGCCGAAUUCGAGAAGCACGUCGCAACGGUGCUUCGCAUCGCUGUUUGCAUUGGGGCACUAGUAGAUCUAGAUGCUGCCAAACUGGUGAGGAUGUACAACGACCACGCCGCCUUUGUCUCUGUCGGCUGGACUUCCCAGGAUGAAUACAACGAGCUGAACAGAAUCUUGGAGGCUGAGCCAGAUGGAUACAUCACUUGUAUAACGGAUACAAACCGUGCCACGGUGACGAUACGGGAACAGAGUGCUAGCACGUUCAAACAAAGGUUAUCAGCAUCGGGAUUAUCAGCCCAGACACUGCAUCUUCAAGGACGCUACCACCAUCGGCCAGCCUAUGAGGAUGGUGUGCGCCGCUUGAAAGAGCUCUUCCACCAGGACUCACGGUUCCAGCUACCCAAUGCUGUGGGAUUAGCCUUACCACUGCGGUCGAACGUGGAGGGCCAGCUCAUACUUGACGGGGCAUUGCACGAGGUUGCACUUGAGUCCAUCUUGUUGGACCGGUGCCAGUGGUACGAAACCGUGCGCCAGGCUGCGGCGCACAGCCAAGUUCCGGUAGAUGAUAUCGUCCGUGUCGGUGCCGAGGCAACAAUCCCACGUUCGCUGACGAAGAACUCAACGAUUCCAAAAAAUAACAAGCCAAGUGGCUACCACAAGGGCGCUACACAUGACCACGAAGAUGGCGCUACCUCUGCCCACGCAUCCGCCGUUGCGGUCAUCGGCAUGGCCUGUCGCUAUCCAGAUGCCGACUCCCUCGAGGAGUUCUGGGAGCUGCUCAAUGCAGGUAUGGCAACUGUCCGGCGAAUUCCCUCGGAUCGAUUCGAAGUGGCAAACAUUACACGUAAUCCAAAAGUGCCCUUCUGGGGUAACUUUCUCCAGCAUCCCGAUGUUUUUGACCACCGAUUCUUUGGCAUUUCCGGUCGCGAGGCCAAGUACAUGGAUCCGCAACAGCGCCUGGCGCUCCAGGUAGCAUACGAGGCGCUCGAGUCGGCUGGCUACUUUGGGAUCGAAUCGUCACCCGAGAAGUUUCCUGACGACGUUGGUUGCUUUCUGGGCGUCGGCUCAGUCGACUAUGCCGACAACAUUGCAUCGCACGAUGCCACUGCGUUUUCUGCGCUUGGAACACUGCGUGCUUUCAUCAGCGGGCGCGUGAGUCAUCAUUUUGGGUGGACUGGCCCUUCCAUCACAUAUGAUACGGCCUGUUCGUCUGGGGCGGUGGCAAUUCAUUCCGCUGUCAACGCCAUCAAGAAUAGCGAGUGUUCGAUGGCCGUGGCGGGAGGUGUCCAUGUGAUUACCAGCCCUUCCCUGUACCAGAAUCUCGCGGCUGCAUCAUUCCUAAGUCCUACAGGCGCGUCCAAAGCCUUCGAUGCGAGUGCUAAUGGAUACUGUCGUGGCGAAGGAGCCGGCCUUGUUGUUUUGAAGUCAUUAGAGCGCGCCCGUGCUGACGGUGACUCAAUCUUAGCCGUCAUCACCGGUUCAGCCGUCAACCAAGGAGGAAACUGCACCCCAAUUACUGUCCCAGUCUCUAGCUCACAAAAUUCACUGUAUCUGAAGGCACUGUCGAUGGGAGGAACAGAUCCUAAAGAGGUCAGCUUUGUCGAGGCGCACGGUACAGGGACCGCUGUGGGCGACCCCAUCGAGUGUGAGAGUAUUCGAAGCACAUUUGGUGGCCCAGAUCGCGCACACACGCUAUUCCUCGGCUCGGUGAAAGACAACAUUGGUCACACCGAAGCCUCGUCGGGUGCUGCAGCGUUGAUCAAGACCAUCCUGAUGCUCCAGAAGCGUAUCAUUCCGAAGCAGGCGAAUUUCAGACAACUCAACGCCAAAAUCCCUGCACUAGAGCCAGACCACAUGGUUGUACCGCAACGCAGUCAGCCAUGGGACGUUCCCAGGCGGAUAGCAGUAGUCAACAAUUACGGCGCAGCUGGAAGUAAUGCUGCCAUUGUUGUGCAAGACGUCGACCGCUCACAUUCUACAGUCGUCUUAAAUGGGGAUAUGUCUCUGUUUUCUGCGUAUGAGGUACCGUUUUUCAUUUCAGCGAGAACCCCAGAGAGCCUUCGUGAGUACUGCAAAGCCCUGAAGGCCAGUCUGGCCAAGGUGCAAGACAACUAUGGGGACAGGGCGGCCCUCGGCCUGGCUUAUAACCUGUCGGUCAAACAGAAUCGCAGAUUUCAGUAUAGAUACAGUUUUACUGCAUCGAAUCUCAAGGAGGUGGCAUCGAAACUGUCGCAGGCACGCCCGACAGAUAUCAGAGAAACGGCUGAAAAGCCGCGUCCGGUUGUUCUUUGCAUCGGUGGCCAGAAUGGCCGAACAGUGCAUCUUGAUGAGGGUGUUUUUCGGAACAGCAAGCUCCUUCGGGACCAUCUCAAUGAGUGCGAUCGGAUAUGCCAGAACCUGGGACUUCCCAGCCUGUAUCCCACAAUCUUCAGCUCAGACCCCGUUGAGGACUUGAUCGGUUUGCACUGCAUGCUUUUUGCUCUGCAGUAUGCCAGCGCAAAGUCCUGGCUUGAUUGCGGGCUGAUUGUCGACAUGGUUGUGGGCCAUAGUUUCGGCCAGCUCACGGCCCUCGUCGUCGCCGGUGUCCUGUCCCUGUCCGAUGGGCUGCGAUUCAUAUCAGAGCGCGCCCGUCUCAUUCAGUCCUCUUGGGGCCAAGAGACCGGGGCCAUGCUCUCAGUGCAGGGAGAACGCGGCACGGUGGACCAGCUUCUAGAGAGAGCUAAGUCUCUUAAUCCCUCUCUCACGGCGGAGGUGGCAUGCUUCAACGGCCCCGAGACGAUUGUCUUGGCUGGAGAUCAGGCAUCUAUCGACGCAGUGGAGGAGGUGGCUAAGAGUGAGACAUUUGGCCUCAGCUUGAAGGCAGUACGUCUGAAGAACACACAUGCUUUCCAUUCAAGUUUCGUGGACGACAUUCUCCCGGCGCUUCGAGAAGUUGCGGCCACUCUUGAUUUCAAAACGCCCUCGAUACGCAUCGAAGCUUGCUCGGAGGCCCAUGACUGGAAUCAAGGCAUUGAUGCUGAGAUGCUCAUUCAACACAGCCGCAAGCCAGUGUAUUUCCACGAUGCGGCGCAGAGAAUCGUCACCAAUCUGGGGCCUUGCGUUGUCCUUGAAGCCGGCUCAGCAUCACCUAUUGUUCCCAUGUUCCGACGAGCACUGGCACCUGAUGAGGCUAAAAAGGGGCACACCUUCCAGCCUAUCGACAUCGGUUCCAGUAAUGCCCUCGGACAGCUAGCCAGGGCCACAAGCAACUUGUGGGCUGCUGGUGUGAACGUUCAAUAUUGGGCAUUCCAUCGUGGCGAAAAGGACAGGUUGCCGUACAUCAACUUGCCGCCGUACCAGUUCCAGAGAAAUAAGCAUUGGUUAGACUACAUCGAACCCCGGACUUUCGUCGAGCAACAGUCCACGCAGGCUCAGGGCAGCGACGCGGAACCAAGACUCCUGCCACUGCUUGAGAUAUCCGAGACCACAGCUGGAGGUUCAACAGUGUUUCGGAUCAAUACAUUGCACGACAUGUUCGAGGUCUGCACAAAAGGCCACGCAGUCCUGGGACAGAGCCUCUGCCCUGCCUCGAUGUACAUCGAGAUGGCUAUCCGCGCGGCCACGUUGCGUGACACCAAGAAAGACCACGCCACGGCUGCAUGCGUAGUAAAGAACUUGAAGAUUUCUUCUCCCUUGUCUGUCGUCUCAACCCGGACCACCUUCCUCCGCUUGGACCCAUCGACCAUAGAGCCAGAUAAUUGGGAAUUCACCAUACUUAGUCGUGACCAGCCGAUUGCAACCGCCUCCGCUAUAACGCAUGCCACUGGCGUCGUCUCCCUGGUGGCCGUUGGGCAUGAGGCCGCCCGUACACAGUUCAUCCAGCGCCUCGUCGGUCAAGAGAAAUGCGACGAGCUCAUUAACAGCCAAGGCUCGCAGGUCCUCAACGGCAACAUAAUCUACCAGGUCUUCGGCCAGGUCGUCGACUAUGCGCCUUACUACAGGAGAGUAGCUAGUAUUGUGUCCAGAGCCCAGGAGGCCGUGGGCAUAGUGAACGUGCUGGCUUGCCAACCGCCGGUCGUGAAGGAAGGCAGCUGUGAUCCAGUCACACUCGACAAUUUCCUCCAGGUGGCAGGAAUCCAUACCAACUGUCUUUCUGAAAGAAGCAACGACGAGGUUUUCGUCUGUACGGAGCUGGGCGAGCUCUUCAUCAGCAGUACGUUCCUGGCCAGGCGGCGGGAGGUCCAAACCUACCGGGUAUUUUCCUCGUUUAGUCGACGCACAGGCGAGAAAAAACUUGUCAACGACAUUUUUGUCUUCGAUCACAAGACUGGUGAUCUGGUAGUCCUGUUCCUGGGGGCAAUCUUUCAGGGCGUUUCGAGCAGAUCUCUGGCAAGGACACUGGCCAAGUUGAACAGCGGUACGAUCUCGACGGAGGCCUCUGGGGACCACAUCAUGGCUCUGCCCAAGUAUACGAAGACCGACGCAAAAAAUGUGACUACUGCAACUGGUAGUCGCCAUGAUGGGCUUCCGGCAUCUUUUGGACAGAUCCAGGGAAUGUUAGGAAAUAUUUUGGGUGUCUCGACUGACGAGAUAGAGGCUGACACACGUUUGUCCGAUCUCGGCAUCGACUCUUUGAUGGCGACAGAGGUUCUCAGCGAGAUCAAGAAAGCCUUUGAUGUGACUAUAUUGGCCGACGAAUUUCAAGAUCUCCAUGACGUCCAGGCCAUCGUCACUCGCAUUCAGGGCUCCUCACCAUCCUCAUCAGGCAGACUCACCCCAUCACCAUCAGACGCGGGUGAACAAGUCGAUGGCGUUGCCGGGCUUGGAGAGGCCGUGGACGACACCUUCCUAUCGGCCGCGUCUUACAGCUUCCAGGCGGUCCGACAGGACUUCGAUGGCAUCUCUAAAGAAUUGGAGUUUUCUGACUUCUAUACUUCAGUCUAUCCUGCGCAAAUGGAACUUGUCGUCGCUUAUAUCGUCGAGGCGUUCCAGAACCUGGGGUGCUCCCUGGCAGCGCUGGCCCCUGGUGACAAGGUCACAGAUCUGCCGGUACUCGACAAACACGCCAAGGUCAAGAGUCAAAUCUACAAAAUCUUGGAAGAAGUCAGUGUCCUCAAAAAGGAUGCAGAUGGCGGGUUUGUUCGCGGUAUCGCCUCCGUCCCAUCCGAACGACCACACCAGCUUCAGCAAGCCAUUGUUGCCAACUUCCCUCAGCACGCUUUCGAGCACAAUCUUCUAGCCUCAACAGGCGAAAAGCUCGCCGACUGCCUCACUGGGCGCACUGAUCCCCUAGGUAUUCUCUUUGGCAACGCCAAGGCACGGACACUCAUGGAAAACGUCUACACACACGCCCCCAUGUUCAAGGCCGGAACCGUCAACUUGGCUCGCUAUCUGGUACGGUUGUUCCAGACAUUGCAGCCGUCGAAUCGGCCGAUUCGUAUUCUUGAGCUCGGCGCGGGCACUGGCGGAACGACGAAGCAUUUGGUGGACAGUCUUGUUGCUACCCAAAAGCCGUUCGAGUACACCUUUACGGAUCUCUCGUCUUCUUUGGUGGCUCAGGCCCGAAAGAAAUUCGCGCAGCACGACUUUAUGCGAUAUGCUGUACUGAAUAUUGAGCAGGACCCGGAGCCCGCGUUUGUCGGCCAGUAUGAUAUCGUCCUCUCGACCAACUGCAUCCAUGCUACCAAGGACCUGACGCGAUCCUGUACAAACAUCAGGACAUGUCUCCGACCGAACGGUGUUCUCUGCCUAGUAGAGCUGACGCGCAACAUCUACUGGUUUGAUCUUGUCUUUGGUCUCCUGGAAGGCUGGUGGCUCUUCGAGGAUGGGCGCGAGCACGCGUUGGCUGACGAGAAACUAUGGAAAGCUCAUCUUGGGCGGGCAGGAUUCCGCUGGACUGACUGGACUGUGGGCACCUCGCGCGAGUCCAACGUCCUACGCGUCAUCACAGCCUCACCAAGUGACGUGACACCGUCAGCGACGAUAGAGACAGUCACCUUCAAGCGUGUCGGUAAUGUGUCACUCGAAGCCGAUAUCUACUAUCCCGAGAAGCAGAUUCAGGGCAGCGAGGUGCGACCCAUCGCUCUAAUGAUUCACGGCGGUGGCCACGUCAUGCUCUCCCGAAAAGAUGUGCGGCCUUCGCAGACUCGCAUGCUUCUCGAAGCCGGCUUUCUCCCUGUCAGCAUCGACUACCGCCUCUGUCCAGAGAUGACCCUCAUCGAUGGCCCUAUGCAAGACGUGUGUGAUGCCCUAGCAUGGGCACGGACUGUGCUUCCCCAGCUCUCGCUCCGGCGACGCGACAUUGUUGUAGACGGGGACCGCGUAGCCGCCGUGGGCUGGUCUACCGGAGGCCACCUCGCCCUCACCCUUGGCUUCACUGCACCAGCACGUGGCAUCCGGGCUCCUGACGCGACGCUGGCCUUCUAUUGUCCGUCCGACUACCACGAUGCUUUCUGGUCUAAGCCAAACUUCCCAUUUGGCCAGGGCAACGCUACUCGGCCACAAUGGAAUAUACUAGACGGCGUCGAAGACCACCCCAUAACGGCAUACAACCCACCACCCGAGAAGCAGGCCUUGGGCGGAUGGAUGAGUCCCAGCGAUGCUCGAUCACGCAUCGCCUUGCACAUGAACUGGACAGGCCGGAGCCUGAGGGUCCUUCUCAAUGGACUAAGCAGUGGUCGCCUUCAUGCUCCUGAUCCUCGUCCUGCAGGUGAUGGUCAUGCCUUUCCAGACCCUACUGAUGAGCUCCUUGAUCCGAGUCCCGAACAGAUCCAGCUGGUGAGCCCGCUGGCACAGAUUCAGCGUGGUACUUAUCAGGUCCCCACGUUCCUCAUCCAUGGGACCAAAGAUGAUCUGAUCCCGUGGCAGCAAGCUCUGAGGACGCAUGAGGCACUGCAGCAACAGGGCGUGGAAUCACACAUUAGGAUACUAGACGGCGCGGCGCAUCUCUUCGAUUUGUAUCGAUCGUAUAAUGGCAAUAAAGGUGCAAAAGAGGCUGUUCGAGCUGGGUAUGACUUUCUUCGUAGUCAUGUUCACUCAUCGAGGUAG
Molecule: messenger RNA, 7503 nt
Organism: Cryphonectria parasitica EP155
Lineage: Eukaryota; Fungi; Ascomycota; Sordariomycetes; Diaporthales; Cryphonectriaceae
Exons: 7
Coding region: 1-7503 (2500 amino acids)
Biological process (GO): fatty acid biosynthetic process; secondary metabolite biosynthetic process; proteolysis
Molecular function (GO): serine-type peptidase activity; phosphopantetheine binding; fatty acid synthase activity
Source: RefSeq, a predicted model, not a curated record